Pangasianodon hypophthalmus (striped catfish) is the source of this 700-nucleotide messenger RNA. RefSeq names its product protein C19orf12 homolog. The coding region runs from base 123 to 548 and encodes 141 amino acids. NCBI's taxonomy places the organism in Eukaryota, Metazoa, Chordata, Actinopteri, Siluriformes, Pangasiidae. The transcript has 3 exons. The record is from RefSeq and is a predicted model, not a curated record.
AAAAAGACUGAGAUGGUGUCCAUGAUGCACACACACACACACACACACACACGGCGGCUCUAAAGAACUGGCCGUUUACUGAGCGACAAUUCUUCAUUUCUUCAAUCAGGCUGAGAACCACGAUGGAGCAGAAGAUAAAUGAUGUUGUAAAGAUGUGCUGUGAGGUUUCAACGACCCGGAAGAUGAAGGCUGCAGUGAAGAGUUCUGUGAAGGGAGGAGCGAUGGCAGGAGGGAGCGCACUCGUAGGAGGGUUACUGCUCGGACCGGCUGGAAUUGCUGUUGGUGGAGCAGUCGGGGGUCUUCUGGGCGCCUGGAUGACCAGCGGUCAGUUUAAACCAGUUUCUCAGAUCCUCCUGGAGCUUCCGUCUCGGGAGAGACAGAAGCUUUUCUCUGAGAUCAGUGCGAUUUUGGGCUCAAUGGACUGGACAGAUGUCACUCAGCUGAUGUUUAUGGUUAGAGGAGAUAACACACUGCUGCAGAGAGUUGAAGCUGGGAUUCAGUCCUUUGUUAGGAAAAAUCUUGGCGCUGUAGUGGAAUACGGAGACUGAGCACAGAGACAGGAGAUCAGGAAAGAGUUUGUGUUUCAAGAUUGAAGAUUCAAGAUUCACAAACUGUACUGUCAUACAUACAAAGUCUCUUGUACUGUACAGCGAGAGUUUGCAGGCUCUUAUGGGUGCUGCAGUAGAGAAUAAUAAAGUAA